Messenger RNA from Gossypium raimondii (Peruvian cotton), 1220 nucleotides. Its product is annotated as deSI-like protein At4g17486. Gene Ontology annotation, molecular function: deubiquitinase activity. Bases 309 to 962 code for a protein of 217 amino acids. The transcript is spliced from 4 exons. Gene Ontology annotation, biological process: protein deubiquitination. The record is from RefSeq and is a predicted model, not a curated record. NCBI's taxonomy places the organism in Eukaryota, Viridiplantae, Streptophyta, Magnoliopsida, Malvales, Malvaceae.
AGAGAGCAUUAGAAUACAAAAUAAAGUUUUUUUUAACAUCCCGUAAAGCUGUAGACAAUCAUAGCUAACUUUCUCCUUUGCCAUGCUUGCCCUUUACUUUAUUUUUUUCCCUUUCAUUUCUUCUUUUUCCACUCUCCUCCUUCCUCCAGAAAAAAAUUACAUCAGCUUUCAACAGAUUCCUCUCUAUCUUUUGAGACUUUCGCUGUGUUAAACAAGGAAAAGAUUUCUUUACGAUUUCCGGAAAUCUUUUCUUUGCCAAACCAUUCCCCCCCCUCUCUGUGUUCAUCAAAAAGGGGAAAAAAAUAAGAAUGGGGACAGCGAAAGUCUCAAAUUCCAGCUCCGAGGAUCAAAAUGUGAGUAACUACAAUGAAACUGAUGUGAUUGUGAAUGUUUAUGAUCUCACUCCUCUCAAUAAUUACUCUUAUUGGGUUGGUUUCGGGAUUUUCCACUCCGGUAUUGAAGUUCAUGGGAAAGAGUAUGGGUUUGGGGCCCAUGAUUUUCCUGUUAGUGGAGUUUUUGAAGUGGAACCAAAGAGCUGCCCUGGUUUUAUCUAUCGAUCUUCCAUCUUGUUGGGGCGCAUAAACAUGCCUUAUUCUGAAUUCAGAGAAUUUAUCGAGAAUGUAGCUUCCGAGUAUCAUGGAGAUACCUACCACCUAAUCUCCAAGAACUGUAACCAUUUUACAGAUGACAUGGCACAGAGAUUGAUAGGCAGACAUAUCCCUGGGUGGGUGAACCGGAUGGCUCGACUAGGCUCUUUAUGCAGCUGUUUGCUUCCUGAAAGCCUUCAAGUAACUAAAGUAAAAGAGUUACCUGAAUACCACGAAAUAGAUGGAACUGAAUCUCUCUCAACCGCUACCCCUGGCGAUUCAACAGAAAUUGAUGAUACGGACCAAGAGAAGCACUUGCUCUCACCAAAAGACGGAAAUUCCGAUAUAGCUUUCAUCAAAGAAGCUCAAUCGUGAUUGCGAGACAGCCUUCACCAAAUUGGAAGCAGAUGUUCUUGUUAGUUGUUAAGACCAUGAAUGCAUGCCGUUUUGUUUCGACGUAUGUAAUUAUUUCUCCAUUUUUGGUGUCGUUCAUUUUUUACCCAUGGUUAUUUGUUUGGAGAAGAAGAAUUUGGCAUUUGAAACAUAAUUUGUUGUUAAUGCUUUUGUACGAGUGGUUGCAUUGAACUCAUGGACCUUAAAUUGGAUUUGCAGAUAAAUUUAUUGUGAGCUUCA